Molecule: messenger RNA, 2482 nt
Organism: Peromyscus leucopus (white-footed mouse)
Lineage: Eukaryota; Metazoa; Chordata; Mammalia; Rodentia; Cricetidae
Product: shootin-1-like
Exons: 6
Coding region: 333-890 (185 amino acids)
Source: RefSeq, a predicted model, not a curated record
UAAAUUUUAAUGUGGUCCAGUUGGUCAUAAUUCAGAUUUUAUGUGUACUUUUAAAAACCUAGGCUUGAGAGAUAGUAGUGCAAAUAAGCUCUGUCCCCAGGUACCUGGCCCACACUGAGCACAGCUGGAUAUUCUAUACUCCUGUUUCAUAGGCAGAUGUUUACUGAUGGCAUCUAUCCUGCUCUGCUGGGAUCGAACGCAGGGGCCCACACUCAAUAAGUGAGAAUACCACCACUGGACCACAGACCCUGUCUAUACUGCUCUUUUAUGUCAAACACACUCCUGAUUCUUUCAUCCUUCCUUGUGUCUGGAAUGUCCUUCAUAGCUCCCUCAUGUCUAUGAUCCGGAAACGAUCCCACCCCAGUGGCAGUAGCGCUAAGAAAGAAAAGGCGACUCAACCAGAAACAGCUGAGGAAGUCACAGACCUGAAGAGACAAGCAGUGGAAGAGAUGAUGGACAGAAUUAAAAAGGGAGUUCAUCUUAGACCAGUUAACCAGACCGCCAGACCCAAGACAAAGCCAGACUCCUUAAAGGGCUCAGAAAGCGCAGUGGAUGAGCUGAAGGGAAUACUGGGGACACUUAACAAAUCCACUAGUUCGAGAAGCUUAAAAUCCCUUGGCCCUGAGAACAGUGAAACUGAGUUAGAGAGGAUUUUACGUCGCAGAAAGGUGACCGCAGAAGCAGAUAGCAGUAGUCCUACCGGGAUAUUAGCCACCUCAGAGUCCAAAUCCAUGCCAGUGUUGGGUUCUGUAUCCAGUGUAACAAAAACAGCCUUGAACAAGAAAACUCUGGAGGCAGAAUUCAACAGCCCGUGUCCCCUAACACCUGAGCCAGGUGAAGGGCCCCGUAAAUUGGAAGGAUGCACGAAUUCCAAGGUUACGUUUCAGUAAGUAACAACACUCUUUAUUAAGUAGAAUGUAGACAAAUCUGUAAUGACUAAUAUGCAUUUCUUUGAUCUGUUGCUCUUCAGAAAGACUUUGAGGUGGCCUGCCAAUCCCCCUUCCCUCUCCUUUGAGUCAGCUUCUGCUUCUAGGCUCCCAGUUUGGUGAUUUCCUUCAGCUCCAAAGUAAAUAACCAUACCUGCUGAACUGGUUAGCCAUUGGGUUCUCCUCCUUCACAAAGAUUUGACCUGGCUGAUACUUCUGCACCGGAAGACACCUGUCUUUAGGCUGUCACUCUUAACGGCUCCCUAACCUGAAGAAGAUAUUAGAUCUUUCCCAACUCCUUUGGAGUCUGCAUUUGUAUAGCCUCGCUUUCUGGCCCUUGGAAGAUGUGCCUUCAUCCUGUUCUUUCUAGAGACUGACUGUGCCACAUAGAGGGUUCUCUAUAGAGACCAACUUCCAAGUGGCACUUUGUCAGGGUUAAUCCUACUAUUGACCAUGUUGCAGACCAGUGUGGUAGAGGAUCAAUUUGUUUUAUAGCAAUAGCAAGCUCCAUUUGAAAUUAGUCUACACUUGUGCACUAAUUCUCUUGCCAAGAUGUCAGCUAGACUGUCACUUAAUGAAAAGGAAGAGGUGAGGCCAAUCAGAUCAGCUGAAUCUUGUAAUCACAGUUAAUUAAACCUCUGAUUUCCUGUUCUGUCAGGAGAGAAAGAGCCCCCCCUUUGUAGUUUCAGCUGUCUUAGCUUAAAAGGUGAAACCUGGACAAAUGAAGUUGAAAUUCAAUUUGGAUCUAUUUUUGCCAACUGGUAUUUUCUUCCUCCAUGCGCUCUCUCACUGGGGCUGUUGAGAAUCCCCCAUCUCCUUUGGAAUGAAUAGCCUUCCUUGCUGACUUACAGUCUUAUCUAAUUUCAUUGUGGUUUUUCAAAGCAUGUCUUCUCCCAGUCCUGUUGCCUUCCUUUGCCAGGAGCUGUUUGCACAUCUCCCAGAAAGAUGAUCCAUAUUCAUUCUUUGCCUUUGCUAUUAAGUUUGUUUAACACCUAAUUUGACAUCAGCAAUCUGGCAGCAUUUGAACCAAUAUCCAGACACAAAAGCAAUUUGGCAGAUCCAAGUUAGUUUCUGAGAAAUGCUUCAGUAUGUGUGUAUAGAUUUUUCCCCCUUCACCAUUUUGCACAGAUAAUCUUAAUCAGAAAAUACUGCUCUCCUUCCCUCCCUUUGUCUGCCUUUUAUUCUCCAAAAGUAAGUGGAAAUUACAUUUCCAAGAAAGGAAAUGAAAUAAUUGCAGGCCCAGGGUCUGCAAAAUGCAUGUUGAAUUGACAGCGAAAAGGAUCAGUGUGUUGACAGAGAGAUGUUAGAUGCCAGGAAGGCCGAUGUGGAACUCAAUUUAUUUCUCAUCUUGCUUGUUCAAUGACUGCUUAAGAGACACAUUGCAACUUAAUUUAUCUACUUAAAGCACUAAUCUAAGUAUUAUGUGUGGCUGUAUUAACUUUUCAACUUUGUAACCCAAUGCUGUGUCUUCCAUUCUUGAAUUGUUUAGCCGAGAUAACCGGUGCCAUGUGUUUUCACAUUGACAGUUAUUUAAGAAGUCAGAGCGCCCUUUUCUG